CGUAUUGGAUGUGCAGGAGGGAAGGAAAGAAAAUAAGCAUUCAUCUGGAUCAGUGUGAUGGAUAAAAAAUUAUCAAGCUUGGAAGAGAAUUACUAUUUGAGUUUCCCAGAUUGGUUAUAAUAGCAGUUGUCGGUAAUGCGUUUUUCGAUAUUCGCUCACCGAAUUAUAUCGGAUCACUCACGACUAUUAAAAAACAAAUGAUCAAGUAGUUGAUUUUUACAAUAUUGUGUUUUAAAUGGAGAAGGUUGGUUCUUAUGAAUACAAAACAGAUAAUAUAAUAGGACACGGAGCUUUUGCUAUCGUGUUCAGAGGAAGGCAUCAAAAGAAUCAUGACGAUGUGGUGGCCAUCAAGUGCAUUAACAAGAAGAAUCUCGGCAAGUCACAGCCGCUGAUUGGCAAGGAAAUUAAGAUUUUACAGGAAUUGACAAAACUCCAGCACAAGAAUGUAGUUGCCUUGUUAGAAUGCGUGGAUUCACCGAGAAGCCUGUAUAUAGUGAUAGAAUUCUGUAAUGGCGGGGAUUUAUCUGAAUAUUUAAGCCUAAAAGGUAGCUUAAGUGAAGAUACUAUUCGGCACUUUCUCCGACAAAUUGCGGAAGCCAUGAAAGUGCUGAAUCAGAAGGAAGUUGUGCACAGAGAUCUGAAGCCUCAGAAUAUUCUGUUGUGCCACUCUGGAAAACCUGAUCCACCUCCUUCAGAAAUAACUCUGAAAAUUGCUGAUUUUGGAUUUGCUCGCUUUUUAACAGAUGGUGGCAUGGCAGCAACACUAUGUGGAUCACCCAUGUAUAUGGCUCCAGAGGUCAUAAUGUCCUUGAAGUAUGAUGCAAAAGCUGACCUUUGGAGUAUUGGCACAAUAGUUUUUCAAUGUUUGACAGGGAGAGCACCAUUCACUGCACAUAAUCCACAGAUGUUAAAAAAUUUUUAUGAAAAAAAUGCCAAUUUGACUCCAAAUAUUCCUGAGGAAACUUCCCCUGAAUUAACAGAUUUACUCAUUCGAUUGAUGAAGAGAGAUGCAAAGGAUCGGAUGGAUUUUGAUGAACUUUUCAACCAUCCUUUCUUGAAACCAGUGCCAAGAAGUAGCUCUCCUGUACCUGUACCUUCUAGGCGCUCUAUCUCCCCUAAAGCAUCUCCCAGCAGUCCCAUAUCGCCGUGUGAAUCACCUGGACCAGGCUGGGGUGGUGAGGAAAUGGCUCAGACAUCAUCUUCAAUGUCCCCUCUUAAUAAUUCUACUUUGUGUUCUAAUUUGGAGCAAAGGUAUUCUCCCCCCUCUCCAAUAGAGCAGGAUUUUGUAGUUGUUCCUUCAAACUUAGGAGAAGAAACCAAAUUUUGUGAUUAUGAAGUUAAUAAAAAUAGCCCAAUGAAGCACCAACUAAGUGAUCCUAAUCUGUCCCCAUCCAAAAUCCCUGUCACCAAUAAAGCUUUCAAAAAAUCUACGCAACAUACAAACAUCAACCUCUCAACCAAAGCUGUUCGUUACAAAGCUUCCCAGAUGUCCUCCGAGAACGAGGGUGCCUGUGCCAUGCAGAUAUCGGAGACAGCCCACAUGGUGGAUCCUGUGCCUGUGCCCACACAAAAGGAUGCCUAUGAACAAAUUGAGCACAGCCUCCAAAACACUCCGGCUUCCUCACCACAGGAGGGUUUUGAUAUGGCUAGGAAAAUGGUUUCUCCUGGAACUUCACCCACCUGCAAAGAAAUAGGAGCAGCUUCUGCAGAAAGGACAAGGAGAGAAUCUGGUAAUUCGACAGGAAGUGAUGUUUUUCGUUUUACGGACAUUAAUUCUUUCACCCCACCUACAGUUCAAUUCACAAUUGGAACUCCUCCUGCUGGUGGUCGCCUCAGGAGCUUUAGUGGCAGCACCCCACCUCCAGGUUCUGGACGCCAAACUCCCACUGGAUGGCGUCACCAAGCGACACCUCCACAGAAUUUGUCUGGGUCUCCUCUGAGACGAUCAGGAUCGACACCACCACUAAAUGUGCCCAGCCAUUCUGUUUCUCCCGUUCCUUCCAGAGAGUUAAGGCGCUGUGAACCUUACCUCCGACAAAACUGUACUCAGCGGUGCUUAGAUUUCAGGAACAAUAUGGCUGUCCCCCUCAGAGCCACUUUCGGUGCUGGACGAGCUAUGACACUCCCCGAAUUCAACUCCAGAGAUUUAUGGCCAAGUGGAAUUAUUCCUGAGGUUGAAGGAAUGAACUACAUUCAGCGAUCUGGCAGUUCUGGAAGACUGAGUGAAAAUGGUCUCCUAUUGGGUCACUUUGCUCUUAGUGGAGGAGGAGCAUCUCAAAGUCCUCCUCUUUUAACCUACAAUAUGCAACAGCAGAGGUACCUGUACAACCAACCGUCAUGCCAGCAUCAUUGUUGCUGUGGAGCACAGGGAUCACCAGGAAGGAUUCGUCGUAACUCUUACACUGGAGGAAUGGGUGUGGACUCAUCUCCAACUUGUCAUUUUUACUCACAUGGAAAUUCUCCUUCAAGUCUAGAGGGACUCUUCAUACCAGAAUUGCCAGAGGAAACUCUACUUGAGAAGGAACAUAAUGACACUUUGGCUAAGUUGAACUUUGUUUCGGCUUUAGUAAAGUGUAUAAUGGAGUUAGCCAAGACCAGAAGUUCUCCUUUGUCAUCAGCAUUAUCCAGUUCCAUUUCACCAAAUGAUAGUUCAGAUCAGACAAUGAGUGAAGGCUGUCGUAAGGCUGUGCAGUUACUUCUAUACAUGAAAGCCCUGCAACUGAUCUCAUCAGCAUUUCAAUUAUCUCAACAGCAGGUCAGGAAUGGACAACUUCAGCCUUCUACUUCUGUUAGGAAUGUUCUUCAAACAAUGAAGGAUAAUUAUCACUAUUGUUUGAAUAUGUGUAAAAGUCUAAAUACUCCAGGACUUCUGCAGUCAGUCGGAGUGGACCCGGCUGCAUCUGGCCUCACUGCAGACAAGAUCUUGUACAAAUAUGCCAUUCAGAUGUGUCAAUCUGCUGCAAUGCAAGAACUAUUUGGAGAUGCAAAAGAGAGCUUUCAUCAGUAUCAGACAGCUCAAAUUCUACUUCAUAGUCUUGGACAGCAAGUGAAUGAUCUAGGUGAUAAGGAACUUCUACACAAAUAUCGAGAUGCUGUGCAGAAGAGAUUGGAAAUUCUCACUAACAACUGCUCUGUGUAUGCGUAUCAUACAACUUGAAGAGGAAAGAUAUGAAGUGAAAAACUUUCUUAAAAGUUGUGGGAAACUUCCCUCAGUUAUCUUCUCCAUUUUUUUUUUUUAAUAAUAAACUGUACACAAACACACAAAAUUAAAAAAAAAAAUAGAUUUUAGUGUCAAUACAUAGAGAAAUAUGUACUCCUAUUGCUCUGCAUUAUUUUGAAUCUAUGAACAACAUUUAUAAUCCAUGCUGCUAUUUAAAUCCUGUAAACUUUUAUCUUGUAAUAAUACAGUUUCUUUUACUUUCAAAUUGUGGAGGGGGAAAAUGCUGGUCUAUUUUUCUCAAUUAUAUUGUGCUUAUUAUACUUAGAUAUUCCAUGUAGAAAAUAUAACCAUAUACCAAGAUGUACUGUUUCCCCCUCUCUCUGGGCAAGCUAUAAUUUGCUAAAAAAAGUGUUCCUUACUGAAGAGAGUUGGGGAAGCAACGUGAAAAAGAUGUUGAAGUCUAGUCUUCUGAACAGGUCAUGUGUAACAGUUUUGUGUAUUAAAUAUUGUAUUUUUGUAUGAACCUUAAGUUUAUCGAAUUCAGAAAAUGUAGCAUCAGUUUUAUCUUAAUUCGGUAAACUCUCAGUGUGAGCAACAGAACCUGAAAUGUGUCUCAUUUUUAUUGAAAAUUUUAUUUUCCAUCACAUGUAUCAAUGCCCUGAGCUGCGCUUUAGAAAAGGAUAAUUUUUUAAUCUGUGAAAGGAGUUGGUGAAAUCAAUAUUAAUUGCCAUGAUUUUUAUUAUAUAUAUUCAGAGAUAGCUGUUCGUAUAUUAUUAGUUUUAGGAUUGAUAUAGUUCAGAAAAAAAUCAGGGAAACGUCAAUAAAGAAAAAUGUGCUGUUUUAUGAAAAUGUGAUAUUGUGAAUUUUCGUCAUACUGAGUGAAUGAAACUAUAUUGAACCCUGUGGAGUAUAUAAGUGUUUAUAUUGCACAAUCAUCAUAGCAAUAUCAUUUUUACUUUAACAGGUUUCUUGCAGUUAUUUUUUUCUCCCUAAAACUAAUUGAGAGAUAAUGAGAAAAACAAAUAUCAUGAUUUAUAUUUCUUUUUGACUUAAAUGCAAGCAUAUCAAAACUGAAAAUUUGCAGAAUAUGGAUUUCUAUUGAAAAUAUGUUUAAUAUGAAUUUCUUGUAAUAGUAAGAAAGCCAGCCCUGUUAUGAAAACAAUCAGUUAAUGAAUAUAACUAUAACUGCAAAGAUGUUAUCAUUAAAUAUCUUAUCAGUAUAAUAAGCAAAGGGCAAAAAAAUAAAUAAAAAUAAAUAAAUAAAUAAAUCUAGUUAAAAAAUAAUAAAGUUAUUGUGGAGUGAUGUGCAUGUAUAUUUUUGGCUCUAUUAAAUAAAACUGUAUAACAAAAGAAAUUGAAUUAUGCUCCUUAUAAAUUAGUUUUUCUACUACAUCUCAUUUAUUUUAAUGAGCCAGUAUGAAUUCAAAAGCAUUUCCAUAAUUGUAAUGCAUAAGGAAUUUUUAUGAUUUAUAUAUUAAAAGAAGAGAGGUAGAAUUGUUAAUUAUAAUUUUCACUUGUAAUCGCAUAGCUCAUUUAAUACCAAGUGAUUAUGCAUAAUUGAUACUUUAUUUCUUCAUAUAAAAAGUUUUCAAAGUUAAUUUCAGGUUUUGUUACUCUAUGCACACAAGUAAUGGUAAAUUUAUAGUGAGUGACCAACUAUAAUGUUACCAUUUCUCAAUUUUUUAGCAUAAACAUGGUUUGCCGUUAUUUUUAGUUUCCUUGUAGGGAAUUGUUAUUUUGUCUUCAGUUGCGAACAAAAGAAUUCUUUUUAUAUUCUAGUAAAAUAAUAUUUUACUGAAACUUUAAUUACUUAAAACAAAACCAAAGAAACUCCUUUUUUAAAAAAUUUUGUGUUUUUAUCGCCUGUUAUUUAGCCAUUGCAGAAACAAGUGUACAUAUUCUAACUGCUGGAAGCUUCAUUUGAAAAUCAACUUUAUCUCGUAAUUGACUCUUUCCUUUCCAGGAAAGUGUGUGGACUCUUAAUAACUAUCAUUCCUUACGAUUUGUUGUGUACAUAGUUAUUUAUUUGAAUGACAGUAAGAAAAAAAACUAUUUAUUUUUGGUAUGCUGUGAUGAAUGUUAGUGGUAUGAGCGUCAGUAUGAGAUUCUUAUUAUUCAUUCAUCAUAGGUGAGUACAAAAAUCUAGCUUCAAUCCCUGUUUGGAAGAAACAGAAAGUAUCCUCAUCAUUCAUUUUGUAAGCAUGGUCAAUUUACUUAUUGUAUUCAGCUCGUUUGUAUCCACACACAAAAAAAUAUUAUGUUAUCUGACACACUUAAUGAAUUUCUCAUAUGCAAUGUUGACCUCAUCUAUAUAAUGAUAAUAACUGUUUCUGUACAUUUUUGUGAUUUGCCUGAAAUAGAUGAACCAUGUUUAAUACUAUAUUAUCAUGUUCCAGAUAUUUGAUUCAGCAUGAUAUUUUUGUAUGUAUUAAAAAAAAGUGUAAAAAAAAAAAAGAAAAUACUUUGAAUUUGAAAUGUUUUUAGUGAUGUAACCUGUAUUAUCUUUGAUUGUGUAUUUUCAUUUUGACGAAGCUGCUUUUAAGUCUGAUUCUAUUGUUAAUGGUGUGUAGCUAUGUGAGAAAACCAGAGGAAAGGUGUAUUUCAAUAAAAAUGUUCCAUUCAUUUAAAGCAUGUAUAUAUCCACAACAUUAAAAAUGAACUAGUUUAAACCGUACAUUAAUAGCAAUCAGUUGUUUAUUUUGGUGUUAAUACAAAAACAGUAGACAUAUAGAUGUUGCAACAGUUUGAAAGAAAGUACCUGUUAAACAAUGAGAUGAUGUUCUUGCUUGUUUAAACUGUCUGCUCUUUAUUUUAAGUGGGGCAAUAUGUGGAAUAUUUUCAAAAGAUGACAUUUAUAGUCCACAUUGCUUUCUUCCUUGGAUCUACUACAAAGUUCUAUUCUUUUAAGAUUCCCUUUCCUACAGUGGGAAUAAUUUUUCUACACCAAAAACAACAUAUUCUGCAAGCAGUUUAAAAAGGGUUGCAGUCAAGCCUAAACUUGUAAAUAUUCUAACGCUGAAUUGUACAUACCCUUUCUAUAAGAUAUUAGGAGAUUUGAGAUUGCCACCAUAAAAGGUAGCCUUAAGAAGAUAGUUAAAAAUCAGUAAGUUUUUGUAUGUCAAAAAAAUAUAGUUCUACACGCACUCUAUCAGAGUUAAGAAGGAAUCAGUUAGGAAAGAUACUUUUCUUCUAUAUGUAUGCUGAAAUUUUUUAAUUCUGUAUUGUCAGUUGUUUCUAAAGCUUUGAAUUUGAUUUCUGUUUAUGUAUAAUAAUCAUUUCUGAAAAAGUAUUUGUACCUAAUCAUUUGGAAAGAAAGCAGAUUUAUUUUGUGCUUCCUUGAAGUUUGGAUUUUAAUAUAAUUUUAGGCACAGUUCUUGUGGAGUAUUGCUGCCUCUUUUAGUUUUGCUCUUUCUGAAAAGAUCAGAAAGCAGAUCUCCAAACUAUAAAAAGGCAUUAAUUUUUAAAAUUUUCACAUGCACAAAAAUUGAAAUUAGAUUUUUACCCUGUGUCUCAAAAGUAAGUUACAUUUAUUUAGUGAACCCGACAUUUAAAAGCCUGAAAUUGGUACUUCAAAAUCGAUUUAUUUCGCAAAACAUCAUAAUGUAUUUUUUAAUACUAAUAAUAGAUUUGAAAUCUUUUGGGAUAAAAUAAAGCACAUAUUGAGAUUUUUUUGAUAAAAUUUUUGCAAAAAGAUUUGUAAAUAAUACUUAAUAAUUUUAAAGUGUCCGAUUUUAGAAAAAUCGGUAUUUACUUGUGGAUUAACUUAUAUGUUGUGCAUUAGGGAAUCUGUUUAUUGAUGUAAUUAUAAAAGAUACCUAUUUUAUUUUAUAAGGAUUUUUUUUUUUUUUUUUUCAGUAACUGUCAGUCUUUCUAACGUCUUUUUGAACCAAUCCUUUUGAAGUUGAAUGUUUUGCUAUCAACAAAAUUCUCAACUGAAUAUAUUGAAACAGAAUUUUUUGAUUCUAUUGUUUGUAUUUGUAUCUUUAUAUACACAGUUGUAAAUUCUGAAACAAAGUGACCUUUUUCAGAGUAUGAAAAUAUAGUGUUGUGUUUGCUUAAAUAAUAAAUUGGCAUAUACUAUGAUAGUUUAAAAUUUAUGCUUUUUAAAAUUAAAAAAGAGCCACUAAAAAAUCUACUAUUUUAUUUUUUAGGAAACAAAUAAUUAAUAUUUUAAACUUUCAUUUCAGUGCUGCAGAAUUUUAAUAUCAUUAAAAUUCAGCAGUGUUUGAAAAAAUUCUUUGCUUUAUAGUUCAGCAUUGAAACAAAAAAACUUAUUUUAGUAAGUCCAAUUAUUUAAACACCCAUAAGAAAAAUAAAAAAAGUAGUUAUUAUUAAUAAUUGUGCAGUUUUGAAUUUAAUUAUUUUAAUUUGAAUGUUAUCGUAUUUGCCAAUAUUCGCUUCUAUUUUUCUUUUCUAUUGAUAUUUAUUCUAAUGUGUGUCAAGUGCUGAAACUGUGAAGUCUACUUUGAUUAGUUGGUAUAACAGUGAUCUCUUACCUUUGCUUUCUUUUCAUCAGUUGUAAGCAUUCAAAGUAUUCGAUAUGAGCUCAUUUUUAUUCAGCUCUUCAGCUGCCAAAUUUUUCUUCCUAGGAAGAAAUUCCUUUGAUUUUUGUAAAUUAUGUGUUAAAUGGAAUGCAGGAAUUCAUUAACUGAUAAAAUUAAGAUUUUGUUUUGUAAUCAUUGUUAAUUAAAUUGCAUUUUAUUUUAUUUUUGCGUUAUUGGAAUAACAUUUGCAAUAUUGUUAUUAAUAUUAUCAUUAUAAAUGAGGAAUAUUUUCUUCAAAGGCCUAUCUUGAAAACCAACUUUUAGCAGCAAAAAAGAAAUGUCAGUUCAUGAAUUUCUCUUCUAAUUUGAUACUAUAAUAAAUUCAAGGUUUUUUUUUGUUUAUUAUUUUUUUAAUUUUUUUUCAUCUUUUAUCACACUCCGUUUUCUUAUCCAUUUGCUGUGUUGAUUGAAAGAUUUUUAUCCUUAUCAUGCUAUAUUUGAAAGUAUAUGUAUAAGUUAAGAAGCAGUUUUAACGUAAAACACAUUUUUUGUUCAUGAAUCUAUCCAUUUUAUAUCUAAUAACCUUUCAUUUUGAAGAAAAAGUGAGUCAUAGCUGGAAGUGAAGUUUUAUCGUUGUAUUUGUUCAUUUUUCUCCUUUUGUGUGAUAAGCUGCAUUCGUUUCUUUCUCCCUCUAUCAUCAGCCUGUUUUGUGUUCAUCACGAUUCUAACUUAAAAAGCCCUGCGCAUGCGUGAAGUGUCAUUUUAAUUCUGUAUAAGUGAACUGUAUAUAUUUUUCGUCUAGUGAUAGGUUCAGUGUCUGAUUAGAUAUCCCCAGUGUAGGGUGCACAAUUAUGAGUUGGCUGUUGUAUAUUUUUCCUUUUGUGUGUAUGUGCGAAUGUAUAUGACAUUUUGUAAUAAAAGUAUUCUUAGUGCGUGA
Argiope bruennichi is the source of this 8581-nucleotide messenger RNA. It is a transcript of the gene Atg1, whose product is annotated as serine/threonine-protein kinase unc-51-like. Gene Ontology annotation, cellular component: autophagosome; cytoplasm. Gene Ontology annotation, biological process: autophagy; autophagosome organization; positive regulation of autophagy. The transcript is spliced from 26 exons. The coding region runs from base 236 to 3157 and encodes 973 amino acids. The record is from RefSeq and is a predicted model, not a curated record. Gene Ontology annotation, molecular function: protein serine/threonine kinase activity; ATP binding. Lineage: Eukaryota; Metazoa; Arthropoda; Arachnida; Araneae; Araneidae.